AUGGAUGCAUGCGUCGUCAGGGAGAUGUCUGUGCGUGUCGCGUUGCACGGCGUCACACAUUCGCUGAGAGAAGGUCCCCUGCCAGUCAGUAAGUCGCCACAAGGGACUAUCUUAUAUCAUCGCAUCGUGCCACCUGUGUGUUCCUUCCUGCAGGCGUGGCCUGAUGAGACUGACUUUUAUCAGUGGUGGUACACGAAUGAGAACACCAUGGAGUACGAUGCAGGCGAGGCGGCGGUCGACCAGUAAGCAAGCAUGACUGACCAACUGACAUGACACGCUGCCAACGAUUGACUGGUCCAUUCAUUUCGCUACUGUCUGUCAGCAUUUCGAAGAACAUAAGGGAAGAGGGUCCUGUGGAUGGUAGGCAUCGCAUGUGUGUCGGACCCGUGUCCAGCCCAGCCAGCACAUGGGGUGUGUCACUAGUCGUGUGUUUCGGUGUGUGUGCAGGUCUGCUGGGCUUCUCGCAGGGCGGGGCGCUUGCGUGCAUGUGCGCCGCACUGCAACAAAAGGUCAGUCAGUUUGUCACUCCGCCGCCACCUCCCACAUCGGCCUCAUGCAGGCAGACCUGUGCGCGGCGGAUGUGUGUGUCAGGCAGACGACGAGAGGCUGAAUAAUGCCUCAAAUUCGUCAUGA
Molecule: messenger RNA, 633 nt
Organism: Vitrella brassicaformis
Lineage: Eukaryota; Vitrellaceae
Source: the annotation of a GenBank genome assembly